GUGAGUUCUGCGCGGUCAGAUUACUUCCAAAUUCAACAAUGGAGCGAGACGGCAAAGGAAGUUUGUGCUCUGAUCCGGAGCAUCACACAGGCGAGGUAUCCUCGCUGACAAGCAGUCAACCCAGUAAGGAUCGGGUGGUGCUGAAACGUCAGAUCGGCUUGUGGGGAUGCAUUGCUCUAGUCGUGGGUACGGUCAUCGGUUCGGGGAUCUUCAUCUCCCCGAAGGGAGUCCUCGAAAACACCGGUAGCGUGGGCCUGUCGCUGGUCGUCUGGGUGUCCUGCGGUGUGCUGUCCACCAUCGGCGCCCUGUGCUACGCGGAGCUAGGCACCAUGAUCCCCCGCUCCGGGGGCGACUUCACCUAUCUCUUGGAGAGUUUCGGGGCUGUGCCGGCGUUCCUGCGAGUCUACACGCUUGUUGUCGCUGCCCGCACGGGAACAUCAGCUAUCCUGAUGAUAACGGCGGCCACCUACUUGGCCGGGCCGUUCUUUGGGGAGUGCAACCCGCCAAGGAUUGUCAUACAGCUAUUGGGCGCUUCUUUGUUAGCUGCUAUCUUUUGCUUGAAUUGUGUGAGUGUCCCAUGGAGCAAUCGGGUACAAAUUAUCUUCACUGUCGCUAAGGUUGCAGGGCUAGUCAUCAUCAUUAUCGCAGGGUUUGUCGUCAUUAUUCAAGGUCAAACUGAAAACUUUCAGAGUGGAUUCACCCCAGUUAUCGAUGUUUCACCAGCGAAGAUUCCACUAGCGUUCUAUUCGGGUCUCUUUGCUUACGGAGGGUGGCAAUACCUUCCGUGUGUCACAGAGGAAAUGAUUAAUCCAUCAAGAAAUCUUCCACUGGGCAUCAUCGUGUCGAUGGUUGUGAUUACCAUUGGCUACAUCCUGGCCAAUCUGGCGUAUUAUGCAGUCCUUUCCCCGGUGGAUUUAUUGGCUUCAAACGCCGUUGCACUGACUUUUGGUGAACGUGUCUUGGGCUCAUGGUCUGUGAUUUGUUCGGUGGCCGUUGCAUUGUCUUGCAUCGGAGGUGCAAAUGGAACGAUCUUUGGAGUUUCCAGGACUCUGAUGGUGUCGUCACAAGAGGGCGUUAUGCCUCAAGUCCUUGGGAUGAUCCACGUACACUACAAGACGCCGUUACCAGCAGCAGUUGCUUUUUUCCCCAUCGCCGUGUGCAUGCUGAUCUUUGCAGACAUUGGCACAAUUCUUAACUACAUGAGCUUUUCCAACUGGGUUUUCGUAUGCCUGUCGCUCGCCGUCAUCCCAUAUUACAGAUGGAAGUAUCCAGACCUGCCCAGACCAUUCAAGGUUCCGAUCAUUCUACCGUUCAUUUUCAUCAUCUGUGGCUUGUUUGUGUUGGCUGUCUCCCUCUACUCCUCCCCGAUGGAUUGUGGCAUCGGAGCCGCCAUCACUGUGGCAGGGAUACCACUCUAUCUCCUCUUCGUCUGGUGGGAGAACAAGCCCACCUGGUUUACCAAUGCAAUGGAUGCACUGACGUCUUUCCUGCAGAGAUUUCUUCUGAUAGUGCCGUCAGAGAAAAAGUCAGACUAGUUACAAGUCCACUGAAAAAUGAAUGAUACUGCCACAAUAAAAUAGGUUUGCACUUGGAAUAUUUAGAUAAAAUGUAGUGGCACUCUGAAUGAGUUAAGUAUAAUAUAUAUAUGAUACCUGCCUGUUUUAGACAACUUUUUUCCUUAUUGUUCACCUAGUUUUUAAAGGUUUUUCUUUAUAUAAGUUUUAGUUUGUUCUUAAAUUUUAACUGGUUCAUUUUUAUU
This is a messenger RNA of Patiria miniata (bat star), 1759 nucleotides long. RefSeq names its product cystine/glutamate transporter-like. The record is from RefSeq and is a predicted model, not a curated record. Gene Ontology annotation, biological process: amino acid transmembrane transport. The transcript has 10 exons. Lineage: Eukaryota; Metazoa; Echinodermata; Asteroidea; Valvatida; Asterinidae. Bases 39 to 1535 code for a protein of 498 amino acids. Gene Ontology annotation, molecular function: L-amino acid transmembrane transporter activity. Gene Ontology annotation, cellular component: membrane.